AUGUAUGAAGACUAUGAAGCUGACUCGAAGAAUCUAGAGCGCGGUCUCAUGAAGUCGAAAUUAUUGGUUAUGGCAUUUAAGGCCAUCUUUACUUCUCCCUCCUCCGCCAAUGAAGUUGAUGGCGAAGGUGAUGGUGCCGAUAUAAUUGAGAACAACCGACGUGCCCGGAGACGAUCCGAUCAAGCUAAAGUGAAAACGUGUGUGGCCGCUAUCAUAGGUAUGAGAAAAGUGACCCCUCGCGCGAUCGCGUACACAGCUUGUCAGGUCCGAUUUGCCCUUUCCAACAUCACGUCCUGGCGCAUCAUGGACGGCGACUUCGAUUAUCAAAUUUUCUGGAAUAACAUAGUAGACUUCUUUGAGGACGCUCCGGGACCGGCUGCACGAGCCAGGGUGAACGAGUUACUUGAGUGGUGGACCAGGCAAGUCACCGACCAUCAGCAGCGACUCAUUCUGACGGCUAACUCACUGCAGAAAAGUUUUCGGGCGAAACCAUCGGCAGGACUUAACGAUGGAGCAUUAUCGCCGGAUGGCAAAAUCGUGGCAAGCGGGAGUUGGGAUGGCGCAGUGAGAUUGUGGAACAUCGACACGGGCACGGUUAUCAAAAAGUGGACGGGGCAUACAGAGUUGGUGCAUCACACGUGCUGGAGUUCAGAUGGAGGGCGAAUAUUGAGCGGAUCCGAAGAUGGAACAUUCAGAGUAUGGGAUGUCGAGAGCGGAAGAACCAUCAUUGGACCAAUGAAAGCAGGAAAAUUGCACACGGUUUGCUACUCACCUGAUGCUAAGGUGAUUGCCACAGGCGGGGAUGAGCUGAAAAUCUGGAAUGCCAACACAGGCGAAUUGCUCAAAACACUCCAGGGUCGUUUUUCAUGCCUAGAAUGGACCCCAGAUGGCAAAACGCUUUUCGCCGGAGGAUCCAAAUUCAACACAGCCACCUGGACUGUCAUUGACGUGCGCGAACACUUCGUCUAUAUCAUUUCAAUACCUCCCAAUGAGUGCAUCUUCACAAGCACAUCAAACUUCUGGGACAACACAAUACAACUAUGGAACUUUGAAACCAAUCAACCCAUCGGAAUGCCACUUCACCAUAAACACAGGGUGAACUCUGCGACCUUUUCUGCAGAUGGAAAAUUCCUCGUCACUAGCUGCCCCGACGGCCACAUUUACACAUGGGAUGUUUCCGCUAUCGUCAAAGAAGCUGGUCUUCUGUCAGACAUUGUUGAUGCUACACCGCGACCAGCUCCAAAGAUGAAAGAUGCUCCUCGAAUACCUCCAGGGUUCUUUGAUGAUGCACUGCGAGAAGAUAAUCUGCGCAUUCGUCUAUCCCAAUCCCAUGAGCUACAUGACCGCCCCGCUCCAGCACCACGUCAAUGCACCCUCAAUCCCUUUUCCUCAUUCUGGCGCUCCAAUUCACAUGGGGCAACUGAGCGCGACACUCAAUCCCUAUCCCGACCUCUCAGCUGGACUCGAAACCUAGUAUCUCGUAUACGCAGACGAGAUGGAUCAGACAUCCAGUUGCGAGAGGUCGAGGUCCCUUACACAGCGGGAAAGCCUAGGAACCAUCACGCGAGGAAGAAGCCAGCCGCCAGCUCGUCUCGACCUUCCAAUACUCAUAUCACGCAGCAACACAGCGCGACAACAAAGAGUACACCAUCAUCGUCACAGCAACUACCACCCAUUGCGACUGCCCCGACAUCGUCCAUUGUCUUUGGUAUCGCUGAGGCAACGGGAACAACCUCACGUCCUCAUAUCACCGUUACUGGAUGGCGUGCUCGUUUUGUUGGCUGGUUGUGUUUCCAGCUACUGCAUUGGCUACCAGAACGACAUCGCGACGCAAUAUCACUGUCGUACAGGCCGGAUAUCCCUCACGUGCGCUCUAGCCAAUCUCUAGUGUUUCUGCUCGAAUAG
Suillus fuscotomentosus is the source of this 1905-nucleotide messenger RNA. Its product is annotated as WD40-repeat-containing domain protein. The record is from RefSeq and is a predicted model, not a curated record. The transcript is spliced from 8 exons. Gene Ontology annotation, molecular function: protein binding. The coding region runs from base 1 to 1905 and encodes 634 amino acids. Lineage: Eukaryota; Fungi; Basidiomycota; Agaricomycetes; Boletales; Suillaceae.